AUGAGAGGCGAGGUCUGCCACCUUCACAUCGGCCAGGCUGGUACCCAGCUGGGUAACAGCGCCUGGGAGCUGUACUUGCUGGAGCACGGCCUCAAGGCAGACGGUCGUAUCGACCCCGAUGCCACCGACAUUGGCGAGCCCGGCUCCUACGAGACUUUCUUCACCGAGACUGCCAGCGGCAAAUAUGUGCCCCGCUCUAUCUUCGUCGAUCUCGACCCCUCGCCCAUUGAUGAGAUCCGCACCGGUACCUACCGCCAGCUCUUCCACCCGGAGAUGCUGAUCAGCGGCAAGGAGGAUGCUGCCAACAACUAUGCUCGUGGUCACUACACCAUCGGAAAGGAGCUGGUCGACACUGUCAUUGACCGCAUUCGUCGUGUCGCUGACAACUGCUCCUCUCUCCAAGGUUUCCUGAUCUUCCACUCCUUCGGUGGUGGUACUGGUUCUGGUUUCGGUGCGCUCCUGCUUGAGCGUCUGUCGACCGACUAUGGCAAGAAGUCCAAGCUCGAGUUCUCCGUCUACCCGGCGCCUCGUGUUUCGACCGCGGUUGUUGAGCCCUACAACGCCGUCCUGUCGACGCACAGCACCAUUGAGAACUCUGACUGCACCUUCCUGGUUGACAACGAGGCCGUGUACGACAUCUGCCGUCGCAACCUCGACAUUCCUCGUCCCAGCUACGAGCACCUGAACCGCCUGAUCGCCCAGGUCGUCAGCUCGAUCACCUCGAGUCUCCGAUUUGACGGUGCCCUGAACGUUGAUCUGAACGAAUUCCAGACCAACCUGGUCCCGUACCCGCGUAUCCACUACCCCUUGAUCUCUUACGCCCCAGUUGUUUCCAGCAACCGGAGCUCGCACGAGAGCUUCAAGGUUCACGACCUGACCUACCAGUGCUUUGAGCCCAACAACCAGAUGGUUGUUUGCGAUCCUCGCAACGGCAAGUACAUGGCGGUGGCUCUCCUCUACCGUGGAGACGUCGUUCCUCGUGACUGCACUGCUGCCGUCGCCUCCGUCAAGGCCAAGGCCUCCUUCAACCUGGUCGAGUGGUGCCCGACUGGUUUCAAGCUUGGUAUCAACUACCAGAAGCCAGUGCGCGUUCCUGGCGGCGAGCUCGCUCCCGUCGACCGCUCCGUCAGCAUGCUGUCCAACACCACCGCCAUUGCCGAGGCGUGGAGCCGCCUGGACCACAAGUUCGACCUCAUGUACUCGAAACGCGCUUUCGUGCACUGGUACGUCGGCGAAGGUAUGGAGGAGGGUGAGUUCUCUGAGGCUCGUGAGGACCUUGCUGCGCUCGAGAAGGACUAUGAGGAGGUUGCCAGCGACAGUAUCGAGGCGGAGGGCGAGGAGGGUGCUGAAUACUAA
This is a messenger RNA of Rasamsonia emersonii CBS 393.64, 1356 nucleotides long. RefSeq names its product Tubulin subunit alpha-2. NCBI's taxonomy places the organism in Eukaryota, Fungi, Ascomycota, Eurotiomycetes, Eurotiales, Trichocomaceae. The transcript has 7 exons. Gene Ontology annotation, molecular function: GTP binding; structural constituent of cytoskeleton. The record is from RefSeq and is a predicted model, not a curated record. The coding region runs from base 1 to 1356 and encodes 451 amino acids. Gene Ontology annotation, biological process: mitotic cell cycle; microtubule cytoskeleton organization. Gene Ontology annotation, cellular component: microtubule; cytoplasm.